GUAGUGCGGCAUUUUCUAGACCCCACGGCGGACUUCAAGGCCGGGCGGCCUGGGAGUUCGGUGGGGAGCAGGAGUCCCGCGGGGCCCCACGGGAGUCGUAGUCCAGCGCGCAGGGAUCACCGGGAGCUGUAGUCCAUCCCGCCUGCCCAGUCAGCGCGGUGCUGCCCGCCCCGCACUCGGAGCACGGAGCCGCAACCCAGGAAGGGGAUGCGGAAGCCCUUGGCUCGGUGGAGAGGAGAGGCAGGCGGGGCGAGCGCCGUGGUUGGGGUUCGGGUCGGUGAAGGGCUCCAUUCCUUGAUGUCCGGGGAAGGGGCCUGGUUGCCGGCAGGAGCCGAGGACGGCAUGUCCCAGGCCCCGGGAGCACAGCCGAGCCCACCCUCUGUGUACCACGAACGGCAGCGCCUGGAGCUAUGUGCCGUCCACGCCCUCAACAACGUUCUGCAGCAGCAGCUCUUUAGCCAGGAGGCUGCCGAUGAGAUCUGCAAGAGGCUGGCCCCAGACUCCCGGCUGAACCCUCAUCGCAGCCUCCUGGGCACCGGCAACUAUGACGUCAACGUGAUCAUGGCCGCUCUGCAGGGGCUGGGCCUGGCCGCCGUGUGGUGGGACAGGAGGAGGCCCCUGUCCCAGCUGGCCCUGCCCCAGGUACUGGGAUUAAUCCUGAACCUGCCCUCGCCCGUGUCUCUGGGGCUGCUGUCACUGCCGCUGCGCCGGCGGCACUGGGUGGCCCUGCGCCAGGUGGACGGCAUCUACUACAACCUGGACUCCAAGCUGCGGGCGCCCGAGGCCCUGGGGGACGAGGACGGAGUCAGGGCCUUCCUGGCGACUGCGCUGGCCCAGGGCCUGUGCGAGGUGCUGCUGGUGGUGACCAAGGAGGUGGAGGAGAAGGGCUGCUGGCUUCGGACAGACUGAUCUCAGCUGACCGUCAGCGCCCACAGCACAGUCCCUGCGCGUCCCCCUCUGACUGCGCACACUGCGUGCCUGGGAAAGGCCUGGGGAGGCCCGGCCCCCUCCCCACACCCCUGCUCCCCACUGCCGCUGCUGCCUCAAUAAACCUGCUGAUUUUCUGCC
Piliocolobus tephrosceles (Ugandan red Colobus) is the source of this 1068-nucleotide messenger RNA. It is a transcript of the gene JOSD2, whose product is annotated as Josephin domain containing 2. Gene Ontology annotation, biological process: protein deubiquitination. NCBI's taxonomy places the organism in Eukaryota, Metazoa, Chordata, Mammalia, Primates, Cercopithecidae. Bases 208 to 909 code for a protein of 233 amino acids. The transcript is spliced from 5 exons. Gene Ontology annotation, molecular function: cysteine-type deubiquitinase activity. The record is from RefSeq and is a predicted model, not a curated record.